CCAUAAUAUUUGCAUAAUUUUUACAUAAAAGAAAAUAAUAAGGUCUAAAUUCGUUCUUCCGCAACCACUCCCCCUUGAGAAAAUCAGAUGAAUAAUGUUCAUAUUUCAUAUUUAUAGCACACAAACUCACCAAACAUAGACAAGUCACACAUCAAAUGAAAGCUCUCACUCUCAGGAAUGUUACUGUGUACUUUAUUUCACAGAUCUUAUACAUUAUAGUGACAUAACAAAGAAUAAUUUUCAAAAGAAUCACGAAAACUGAAAUGACUCCUGUGAACAAGCAAACUUAUGCAUCAUAUUUCUGCGCUGAUAACUACAUCUGUGCUCACAUACUAGCCUAAAAUCCUACAUCAGCUUUUACCUUAGGUUGUUUUCUUCAAAAUGAGACCAUUCUCGUGUGUCUGUGAGCAUGCAUGGCUAAACGGCACUAUAAUAUGUCUCAGGUGCGCAGAUCAAAACACGCGAUGCAGCGUAAAACAUCUAUGACCAGUAUUUGACUCUUUUUGAUUCCUGUCGACUUGCAAUGACGUCAUCACGCAGUGCGUCCUAUGUCAUGAAAGCUGACAACCUCCCUUCUCCAUAGACACGUCGAUCAAGCUUCUAGACCAAUCAGAACCCGCGUUUUUCCUUUCCAACGUUGAGGAGGUGGGACUAAAGAACACGAAUCGCGUGCGCGCCAUCAGACGGGUGCAGAUGUUGAAGGAGUUGAUUGGAAGUUGGUUUGUGAUUUUGGAUAGCGUUUUUAGCGAAUUAUUGCGUGCUUUUAUUACUGUUAGAGUUACAUUUCUCUGAAAAAUGACUUCAAGAAAGUUUUUUGUUGGUGUGGAGGCGGUUUUGGAGGAGUUGGAUCGGAUGUCUGACACUGAAACUUGCAGCGAGGCUAGCUUUGACUCGGUCAGAGAAGCUGCUUACAACGUGGGAGAAGACCCUGAUUUUGAUGUAGCCUCCAGUGGUGAAGAAUGGCAGCCAGCAAGUCAGCCACGCACCAGCAAUCAGGAUACUUGCUCAGCAUCCACCACCAGCACACCUCAGACAUCCAUGACCCCCACACACUCUGCAGGUGAUUCAGUGAGGCCAAAAACUUGCAGCAAGCAAUAUAGAGGGAGGUCUCGUUCUGUCAAGGGGACAAAAAGGCCAGCCAAUGUGAUGUCAGAGAGCAGUGGCACAGAAAGGUGGUAUGAUUGCAGUGAGGAGGAUGAGGCUCCAGCGUUACCACAUUUCUUGCCAAAACGAAUCCCGGGACCACAACUUGUAAUGGACAGGAUAUAUUCCCCUCUGCAGCUAUUUCAGCUCUUCUUCACCGUCUCUGCAGUGGACACAAUCGUGAAGAAUACGAACUCCUUUGCAAGAAUGAGAUCAGAGGCUGGGAAACGUUUUGUCUGGUUGCCUCUGAAAGUGCAGGAAUUGUAUUCAUACAUUGGACUUGUGAUCUACAUGGGGCUCCGAUUUGUAUAA
Molecule: messenger RNA, 1455 nt
Organism: Megalobrama amblycephala (Wuchang bream)
Lineage: Eukaryota; Metazoa; Chordata; Actinopteri; Cypriniformes; Xenocyprididae
Exons: 2
Coding region: 796-1455 (219 amino acids)
Source: RefSeq, a predicted model, not a curated record